Molecule: messenger RNA, 1415 nt
Organism: Impatiens glandulifera
Lineage: Eukaryota; Viridiplantae; Streptophyta; Magnoliopsida; Ericales; Balsaminaceae
Product: germ cell nuclear acidic protein-like
Exons: 2
Coding region: 158-1096 (312 amino acids)
Source: RefSeq, a predicted model, not a curated record
UUGGUAUGCUAAUUCAUCAUCUUCAUAGCGCCCUUCCACUUGCCUUAUUCUGCAACAAUUUUCUCUUUCUCGAUGUUGACCAAUUAAUGAUCAUUCUGAAAAACCUUCCUUGUAGAUCGAAAACAAUGGUGUAGUUGAUGAUUCUCAUCGAUCAUUCAUGGAUAGCCGUAAUUAUGUUCCCGUGGCGUGUCGGACUCGAUUGCAAGUAAACCGUUCUUACCAGGCUUAUUCGAAGAGGUGUAGGAUUGAAGCUAGGAACCGAAGGAGGGCCAAAAAGUUAUCCCGCACUCCCGCCGCCGAGGAUCAUCGUGAAAUAAAUUUGGUAGAGAUUUCCGAUUCUGAGGAGGAUGCAGGAGGAGGAGGAGAUUAUAGGCAGCACUACAUGAGGCAUUGCGAUUUCAGGAACAGGUGGAAGAAUGGUCUACCAGUUAGAUCUAAACUGGGAAAUACUUCAAGAGAGAUGAACGAUGCAGCUGCUGUGAAUCACCAAAGUUGGGUUUCAUCACCGUGCUCUCAGGUGAACAUUCAGUGCAUCUCUUCUGAUUCUGAACUUGAAAGCAAUGAUGGAGGAGAGUCUGAAUCUGCGAGAAAGUCAUCUCCUUGGAUAGAUGUUGUUUCAGAUCACAAGGAAAAAUCGUCUUAUGAUGAGAAAGAGAUCAGUAGUGUUCUUCCUAUAACACUUUCUGAUGAUGAUGAUGAGCAGGACAGUGGUCAAGAUAUAAUUGAGCCCAAAGAGGAUCAUCAUCCUUCUGCAAACGAAAGUGGAGGAGGAGGAGGAGAUGACUGGAAGUGGAGGCCAAUGAAGAAAAGAUACAAGUUUGAUGAUCUCCUUGCCAAAGAUUUGGUUCCAAUAUCUCCUUGCGAUGAUAAUGAUGAUGAUGAACAACAACCAGAUAAGCAAGAAGAUGAUGAUGAUGAACUACAACUAGAUAAACAAGAGUGUCCUGGUUUACCCAUGAAUUCCAGUCUGGAAGAUAUGGAUGAUGAAAAGGAUAAGCUAUUGGAGGAGAUGAAUUUGUCCCCUGAAACCACAGAAAUCUUGUUGACUCACUCACAUGAAGGUGGGUGCUUUCUUGACAUUUAUUAUUUGCCCUAAAUGCAAUAUAUAUAUGUGAUCAAAAUGAUAACAUAUAUAUGCAUGGGCUUCAAUUGCAGGUUUGGGAAGAAUUAUCAAGAAAGAGAUGAGUGAGGCUAAAUCUCUUUGAUGCAGAUCACCCAAAACGUUGGAUUCUUGGUUUUCAGUGAGUACAUAAUUGAUCACCGAAACUUGUGUAGAUAGAUUUUACCAUAUUAUUGUGUGUUUACUUGCAAUGUUUUAUAGAGAUUACAAUUAGACUGAUUAAGUUUGAAUUGGUAAGAAUUAGGAGGGGUUGAGUUUAAUUAUAAUACUUUAAUUAAUAGGCCAUACUAACUCU